AUAAUAUUUAAUUGCUAAUAUUCAGUUUUUGUGAACUUAAGGUGACUAUGUGAAAAAGUGCUUUUUGGCGGAUCUGCAAAAAUAUACAACUUAAUUCGGGAUCGGAAUUGCAGUUUCUUUUUCGUUUGAAGAAAGAAAGUGAGAAGACAUGUGAGGAAAACAUUUUGGACUCUAAUUUAGAGGAUAGGAGGAGCAGACGAUAUGUAUUUGUUACAGACUGUGUCUGCGGGUUCCCGCACCCGUCCAGACGACCUGGAACCCUGGCACCGGAGUGUGAACCGCCUAAAUGGUCACAACGCCAUCCCUCAAUACCACACCACCAACGAGCAGGACUCGAAAUCCCAGAAGAAAGACAAACCCAAAUGGUCCCUUGGUGGAUUUUUCAGACGCCGCAAAAAGGACGACUCCGACAGCAGUUCCGACGACGAGGACAAAAAGGGUUUCCUGUCCAGGAAGAGCAGAAGUAAACGCCAGACGAAUCCAACCAGACUGGCUACAGGGUUUGAUCAUGUCGUAGUACCUCAAAUCCAGUCUGAUCAUAGUGGUGGUUCGUUCCUGGAUGCUAGAGGUUCUAGUAAAGAAAGUUUGGUUAGUGGUACAGGGUCGUUGGAGCGUCACAAAAGGCGCAAGGAACGUGUCAAGGCUCGUGCUGAAGCCUUAAGGGAUAGAUUGAAACACGAGUCGAGUAGUGAUGAAGACGAAACGUCUCCUGGUAGUUCAUCCAUAUCACGUUUUCGCAGUGAUGAUAGUCUACAUGGUUCUUUACCGAGACGUGGUCGCAGAUUCAGGAAACUACCAAAGGACGAUGAGGUUCCCGGUUUGCGGAAUAGUUAUAGUUCAGGUGCUAUAGUGUCUAAAAUCCGUGACGAUGGUGUGAUGCAUGUGCAACUCCCUUUAGGCGUGCAUAGUAAAAUCACUAAAGGGCCACCGGCCCCCCCACCAAGGGAUCAUACUAGAAAGUACUUUAAUGCCAAUCACGAUGCGUCCAGGCCUUUAUCAUACGCAUUUGAAACUCAAGACAAUAGAAAUGCACACAGGAGAUCUCAAUCUAGUUCCAGGUUAGCACCAGUUCCAUCUGAACGUUGCAAUUCUGAAGACCACAUAGCCUUGAACGAGCAGUAUAGACCAAACUACAUGCCUGACAGGCCUUCAUCAGUGACCACAGAAGUUAUCAGACCACAGGUUAAAAGGUUUAUCACCAGGCAUCCUUCGGAAAACGAUGUGGUGGAUUCGUCGACAAUUGGUCGGUACAAAUACUUUGCUGAUCAGACGCCUAGAAGUCGCAAACCAAUUUUAGCGACACCUUUUGUCGAUAACUACGACUCGGUUGCUAAGAUGUAUCGACCGCCACCUUUGAACAAGGAGUGCAAGUCUGUGCGGAGUGCUUCGGAUUUUUGGAGGAUGAAGGAUCAAGAAGAAACUGCAAGGAGAAUGAAAAAAGAUUUUGAGAAUAAUAAAAUUAAAUACAUGGUACGUGAUGUACCUUUAAAACCUGAUCCCCCAGUUUACAAGUGUACAGUAGAAGUUAAAAAACGUGAACCUCCAGUGCCUCCUCAACGUAAAUACACGCCCAACAGGACAAGUUCAGGUUCCAGCAAUGGUGAUUGGAAUGAUGUUUGCCCAAGGCCAAAAUCAGCGAAUUUAGAAGACGCUCUGAGUGAACUCGAAGCAAUAUACAAAAGUUUGAAACUAAGCGAUGAGGAUUUACUGGAUCGUGCAGAACGUUUAGACGUCACCACACAAGUCGACAAAAAACCUGUACUCCGACGUAGAUCCACAAUACCUGAUAAAAUCACCGACGACAUGGCCUACAGAAGGCUACACCCUAAAGACAGACAACUCACACAAGAGUGUGUAUCACCACAAAUUAGUUACUUAUCAUCAUCACCUUUGGCUUCGAGGACUUUUGAAUACAACACUCCGACGCAAAAUGGUAACGAACCUGAUGUCACUUUAGAUGAUGUUGUUUAUCGUAAUGUGCGACACGCAAAUCAUUCUUUAAAGGUAAAAGAACCACAACCACCUUUUGGAAUACCUUUAGGACCUGUUGUACCAGGUGCCAAUAGCGAUUAUUUACACGCAGCUCCUAAAAAUACAUUCAGAUUAAGAUUCAUGCCAAGAAAGUCUCCGGAUGUAGUCAUCGACGACUUGGCUUACAGAAACUUGCGGAAAGACGUUAACAAAAACUCAGCCUUACCACCUAUUAAACCUAUAAAUGACGACAUGCACUACACCUUAAACAACAAUUCCUCUUUGAACAAUAACAUCAGAAAACAGGAUGAGUUGGCGACAGCCAAGAAAAAGCGUGCAGUUCGCUCAAUGUCUGCAAACGUGUACAGUCUUUUGCACCAACAUAUGCAAAGUUUGAUAGACGAUGAUGAACAGGAUUUUGGUAAAGUCCAAAGUUUGUCUGAUGUUAACUAUUUUAAUAGAGCACAAUCCAGGACGUUGCCUGUAGGCGCCAAACUUCAGGACAGGAACCUCAGUAAAUCCCCAACGAGUACUGAGACUUUGAUCAGUAGCCAAAAUGAUAUCAACACUCGGAAAGUUGAGGAUGAAUAUUUAACAACUUUGGCACAAAAAGCUAAGGAAGCUACUGCUAAAAUUGACCAGGAACUGAAAGAACUUAGAAAAGACUCUGUGCCUGAAACCAACAAAAUGCAAAAGUCUCCUACGGUGAGUGAAAUUUUACGGGAAUUAGAACUUGUAUCAGAGCAAGCACAAAAGUGCGAAAAUAAUUUAAGAACAUCUAUUGACAAUCAAUCUGAGCCAAGGACUUACACUCUAGUACCUUCUGUAGAUAGUGGACAUACAACCGAAGACUCUGAUGUAGAACAACAAGUAGAUGUGGUUGAUAACUCAGAAAAUUUAGUGUACACCAGUGUUGCAUCUUUGUUGGAUCAAACUUCUAAACAAGAUGAAUCAAAAUUCAAAGACUUAUCAGAUAAAUGUCAGAUGCAACUGGGGAAUUUGCAACAGGAUUAUGAUAACGUUCCAAGUACUGUUUUGGAGUUAGGUCAAAUAGUUACAGAAAAUGAUGAAAGUCCUAAGUACACUGCAGCUAUUGGCAGUGAAAUGAAACGUAAGAAGUCUUUAAUGAAGACUGAAGGUGCUGAAAAGUGUGCAGACGUGCAGAGACGUUUAGAAGACAUCAACGCAAACGAGACUAAAAUCAAUGAGAUCACUAACUCGAUCCAGAAUAACAUUUUGAGUAUAAGUGAGAUUUUAAAAAGUUGCCAAGACGAUGUUAAAGUCGAACCUCCGAAAUCCAGUGACGACGACGACACUCCUGAUUACGCAAAUAUACCACCAAAAACCAACAAUCUACAAAUAGAAACCGAUGAAGAAGAGACAUCCGAAUACAAUUCUGCUGAAGAACUGGCCAUGAUCUUCGGUAAAGACGGAUCCAAAUCCAAAUCAUCGACACCACCUGGCAAAUCGCCAGUCGGAUGCACCAAGAAUUCAACGCCAAAGAGUUUCAAGAAAUCUGAUUCGAGUUCUUCAGAUACCAAGAGCAAAAAGCUGUGAUCGAAGAUGGAAUACAAAAACUGUUGGAUGUCUGAGGAAAAGGAAACUGGUA
This is a messenger RNA of Ctenocephalides felis (cat flea), 3580 nucleotides long. RefSeq lists its product as uncharacterized. The record is from RefSeq and is a predicted model, not a curated record. NCBI's taxonomy places the organism in Eukaryota, Metazoa, Arthropoda, Insecta, Siphonaptera, Pulicidae. The transcript is spliced from 4 exons. Bases 202 to 3528 code for a protein of 1108 amino acids.